CGCGGGAGAGGAGGAGAGAAAGGCGCUUCCGCGGCAGCCAUCAUGACGUACAUCAGCGCGGUCUCCGAGGCGGAGCUUAAGAUCCUGUACCAGUGGGUGGAUCAGAUCCCGCUGUCGCGUCCGAAGCGGAACAUCGCGCGUGACUUCGCGGACGGAGUUCUCAUGGCGGAAGUCGUCGCGCACUUCUACCCCAAGCUCGUGGAGCUGCACAACUACAGCAGCGCGAGCGCGAUGACGCAGAAGAUGUACAAUUGGAACACGCUCAACGCGAAGGUUUUCAGAAAGCUCGACUUUACGCUGGACCCGACGCACCUGAAAGACCUGUGCACGCACAAGACGGGCGCGGUGGAGUACGCGCUGAAGCUGAUCAAACACUACCUCGGCGAGUUCCAAAAGAACAACGGCGUGGUGAAGAAACAAAACAUGAAGGGCGGCGUCGCGCCGCCGCCCGUGGAUUUCCACAAAGCCGGCGAAGAGGUCAAGGAGGCGUUCGGCUUCGUCGUCACGGACCACAAGAUCAAGCCCGGGAUGUUAGAGCAAAACAUAAUGUUGCCGACCGUGGGCGACGGCGCCGUGAACCCGGAGACGGGCGAGGAGAUGGCGCAGCAGCCGCAGGGGGAGCUCUUGAGGUACGAGGACCCGACCGGGGAGAUGAUCAAGAAGGACCUGCUCAUCGCGGAGCUUCGCGAGACGAACGCAAUCCUCGACACCAAGGCGCGCAAGCUGGAGCAGCUGGUUCGGCUGAAGGAGGCGAAGGUGCAGACGCUCUUGAACAAGCUUCAGGCGUUGUCCGCGCAGUGA
Molecule: messenger RNA, 801 nt
Organism: Micromonas pusilla CCMP1545
Lineage: Eukaryota; Viridiplantae; Chlorophyta; Mamiellophyceae; Mamiellales; Mamiellaceae
Exons: 2
Coding region: 43-801 (252 amino acids)
Biological process (GO): regulation of cytoskeleton organization
Cellular component (GO): axoneme
Molecular function (GO): microtubule binding
Source: RefSeq, a predicted model, not a curated record